UGUUCAGUUAAAGUGAAGGAGAGUUGGUGAUCCAGAAGCUGUUGUAUCAUGAGUGCCUCUGCUCUGAGCUCCAUCAGAUUCCCAGGAAGCAUCUAUGAGUUCCUUCAAGUAGCCUCUGUGCUCAGCCUGCUCCUGCUGCUCUUCAAGACAGCCCAGCUCUACCUGCACAGGCAAUGGCUACUCAGCAGUACUCAGCAGUUCCCAUCCCCACCUUCUCACUGGCUCUUUGGACACAAGAUCUUAAAGGACCAGGACCUUCAAGAUAUUCUAACUAGGAUUAAGAAUUUCCCAAGUGCUUGUCCACAGUGGCUCUGGGGAAGCAAAGUGCGCAUUCAAGUGUAUGACCCUGACUACAUGAAGCUGAUUCUGGGGAGAUCAGACCCAAAAGCUAAUGGUUCCUACAGAUUUCUAGCUCCCUGGAUUGGGUAUGGUUUGCUUAUGCUGGAUGGACAGACAUGGUUUCAGCACCGACGAAUGUUGACCCCAGCUUUCCACUAUGACAUUCUGAAGCCUUAUACGGAAAUCAUGGCAGACUCUGUUCGUGUAAUGCUGGAUAAAUGGGAACAGAUUGUUGGCCAGGAUUCCACCCUGGAGAUCUUUCAACACAUCACCUUGAUGACCUUGGACACCAUCAUGAAGUGUGCCUUCAGCCAUGAGGGCAGUGUCCAGUUGGACAGAAAAUACAAGUCCUAUAUCCAGGCAGUUGAGGACCUGAACAAUCUCGUUUUUCUCCGUGUGCAAAACAUCUUUCACCAGAAUGACAUAAUCUACAGAGUGUCCUCUAAUGGCUGCUGGGCCAACAGUGCCUGCCAACUUGCCCAUGAUCACACAGACCAAGUGAUCAAAUCAAGGAGGAGUCAACUUCAGGAUAAGGAAGAGUUUGAAAAGGUUAAGAAGAAAAGACGAUUGGAUUUCCUGGACAUCCUCCUGUUUGCCAGAAUGGAAAAUGGAAGAAGCUUAUCUGAUAAGGACCUUCGUGCUGAAGUGGAUACUUUCAUGUUUGAGGGCCAUGACACCACAGCUAGUGGUAUCUCCUGGAUCUUCUAUGCUUUGGCCACAAAUCCUGAACAUCAAGAGAGAUGCAGGAAGGAGAUCCAAAGUCUCCUAGGAGAUGGGGCUUCUAUCACCUGGAACGACCUGGACAAGAUGUCCUAUACUACCAUGUGCAUCAAGGAGGCCCUGAGGAUCUACCCACCUGUACCAAGUGUGAGCAGAGAGCUCAGCUCACCUGUCACCUUUCCGGAUGGACGUUCUUUACCCAAAGGUAUAAAUGUCAUGCUCUCCUUUUAUGGCCUUCAUCACAACCCAACUGUGUGGCCAAAUCCAGAGGUGUUUGAUCCUUCUCGAUUUGCACCAGGGUCUUCCCGACACAGCCACUCAUUCCUACCCUUCUCAGGAGGAGCAAGGAACUGCAUUGGGAAACAGUUUGCAAUGAAUGAGCUGAAGGUAGCUGUGGCCCUGACCCUGCUCCGCUUUGAGCUGCUGCCAGAUCCCACCAGAGUCCCAAUCCCCAUACCAAGAAUUGUGUUGAAGUCCAAGAAUGGGAUCCAUUUGCAUCUCAAAAAGCUCCAAUAAUCUUCACAGGACAAGAGAGCUCAAAUGGCAUGCUGCCUGCCAUUCUGUCUUUCUGUCACUCACUCUUUUCCCCAGUCCUUCUGCUCACAUCUCAUUCUUUCUUCUCACCUUGUUCACCUCCACCCACCUUCUGCUGGGCUUCCAGUCUCCUUGCCUGUCAGUCUUUCUCAACUUCUUCUGAUAUCCCUACUUGCUUUUCUCUCUACCUGUCCCUAACCUGACUGCAUGUUUGACCUUUGACCUUAAUGAUCUCCCUAACUUGCACCCUGCCUUUCUCUUCUGUGUAUUUCCUUCUCUUCUACUGCUUGUCUAUCCUUAAAUUGGGCUUUAUUCUGAUGUCAUAAUUAAUUAAAAGAUAAGUGUGUGCUCCUAUGACUCUAGA
Messenger RNA from Mus caroli (Ryukyu mouse), 1957 nucleotides. Its product is annotated as cytochrome P450 4A12B. NCBI's taxonomy places the organism in Eukaryota, Metazoa, Chordata, Mammalia, Rodentia, Muridae. The record is from RefSeq and is a predicted model, not a curated record. Gene Ontology annotation, molecular function: heme binding; alkane 1-monooxygenase activity; arachidonate monooxygenase activity. Gene Ontology annotation, biological process: icosanoid biosynthetic process; arachidonate metabolic process; kidney development. Gene Ontology annotation, cellular component: intracellular membrane-bounded organelle.